Molecule: messenger RNA, 1407 nt
Organism: Elephantulus edwardii (Cape elephant shrew)
Lineage: Eukaryota; Metazoa; Chordata; Mammalia; Macroscelidea; Macroscelididae
Gene: SLC30A7
Product: solute carrier family 30 (zinc transporter), member 7
Exons: 11
Coding region: 148-1296 (382 amino acids)
Biological process (GO): transmembrane transport; intracellular zinc ion homeostasis; zinc ion transport
Cellular component (GO): membrane; Golgi apparatus
Molecular function (GO): zinc ion transmembrane transporter activity
Source: RefSeq, a predicted model, not a curated record
UUCCUGGUUGUGUGUCUGUCUGGAAGAGGCUCGAGGCCGGGAGUAGCGCUAGGAAUUCCUGCGUGACCUACCACCACUGUCACUGUCACCACCGUACGGAACCACUUCUAGAGGGGAGUAGACCCGGCCUGUCGCCGGGCAGAGAAGAUGUUACCCUUGUCCAUCAAGGACGAUGAAUACAAACCACCAAAGUUCAAUCUGUUCGGCAAGAUCUCGGGCUGGUUUAGGUCUAUCCUUUCGGACAAGACGUCCCGGAACCUGUUUUUCUUCCUGUGCCUGAAUCUCUCUUUCGCUUUUGUGGAACUGCUCUACGGCAUCUGGAGCAACUGCUUAGGCUUGAUUUCCGACUCUUUUCACAUGUUUUUCGAUAGCACUGCCAUUUUGGCUGGAUUGGCAGCGUCUGUUAUUUCCAAAUGGAGAGAUAAUGAUGCUUUCUCUUAUGGGUAUGUUAGAGCGGAAGUUCUGGCUGGCUUUGUCAAUGGCUUAUUUUUGAUCUUCACUGCUUUUUUUAUUUUCUCAGAAGGAGUUGAGAGAGCAUUAGCCCCUCCAGAUGUACAUCAUGAGAGACUACUACUUGUUUCAAUUCUUGGGUUUGUGGUAAACCUAAUAGGAAUAUUUGUUUUCAAUCAUGGCGGUCAUGGACAUUCUCAUGGCUCUGGCCAUGGACAUAGUCAUUCCCUCUUUAACGGUGGUUUAGAUCAAGUACAUGACCAUGGAGAUCAUUGUCAUAGUCAUGAAUUGAAACAUAGUGCUACACAGAGCCAUGAUCAUGGUCACGGACAUGGACAUGGACAUGGGCAUGGACACUAUCAUUCUCAUGAUGGCCCCUCGUUUAAAGAGACAUCAGGACCCAGCAGACAGAUUUUACAAGGUGUUUUUUUACACAUUCUAGCAGAUACACUUGGGAGUAUUGGUGUAAUUGCAUCUGCCAUCCUGAUGCAAAAUUUUGGUCUGAUGAUAGCAGAUCCUAUCUGCUCAAUUCUUAUAGCCAUGCUUAUAGUAAUAAGUGUUAUUCCUCUUUUAAGAGAGUCUGUUGGAAUAUUGAUGCAAAGAACACCUCCUCUGCUGGAAAGUACUCUGCCUCAGUGUUAUCAGAGGGUGCAGCAGUUGCAAGGUGUUUACAAUUUGCAAGAGCAGCACUUCUGGACUCUGUGUUCUGAUGUUUAUGUUGGAACCUUGAAAUUAGUGGUAGCCCCUGAUGCAGAUGCAAGGUGGAUUCUAAGCCAGACACACAAUAUUUUUACUCAGGCUGGAGUGAGACAGCUUUAUGUACAGAUUGACUUUGCAGCCAUGUAGUAGUGAAUGAAAAGAAAUGAUGCUUUUUUUCCCCCCACCAAAUUUUUCUGGUACUGUACAAUCCAAAACAUUUUACUCUUCUUUUUAAAAUGGUUCAUCACUACAAAACCC